Molecule: messenger RNA, 3353 nt
Organism: Chironomus riparius
Lineage: Eukaryota; Metazoa; Arthropoda; Insecta; Diptera; Chironomidae
Source: the annotation of a GenBank genome assembly
CUGUUCAGAAGUUUUGAAAAGAACGCACUCAAACUUUUUGGAGUGCGUUCAGUAGUAAAUUCUCCGGUGAAUUUGUAAUUUUUAUAAAAUAAUUAAUAUCUCUUAAUUCCAUUGAGUAGAAGUGCAUCCAUUAAUCUAGAUCAAAUUGUGCGUGAUACGGUCAUCCUUCUAUUAGGUGACCUCAACUUUAUUUUUAAACAAAAGGCAGGCAGGAUGAGGCAAUUUUCAUUGAUUUUUCUGCUAGUUAUCAGCGUUAUUCAUACGUUGGCUGUGGACAAAAAUAAUUUUAAGACUUGUGAUCAAGCGAGUUUUUGCAAGCGAUCCAGAAGUGUUCAACAUGAAAGAUCACCAUUCGAAGUUAAUAUUGAUACCUUAAUCGUUAAUCCUAAUUAUAUUAAUGUUGAUCUUACGAACAAACAUAAUGGACAAAUCUUUGAUCUCAAAUUGGAAGGAAUUAAGGGCAAUACAUUCCAUUUUGAAAUUGAUGAGAAGAGUCCAUUAAAGCCUAGAUAUCGAGUUGUUGAUGCAUUAAAAGGCGAACCAACUUAUGAAGCUAUUAAAGUGACUGCAACUGGAUCUGAUAUCACAGUAAAAUGUGGAGAAAAUAAAGUCAUCAUAUAUGCUACACCGUUUAAGUUAGAAUUCUACCAAAAUGAUGUUCUCACAAUUAGUGCCAAUAGUAAAGCUAAGAUGCAUUUUGAGCAUUUAAGAAGAAAACAGGAAGCUCCACCACCGCCAGAAAACGAGAACGAACAAAAUGAAAAUGAAGCACAAGACCAAAAUCAAGAUGAGCCAGGAACUUGGGAAGAGAAUUUUAAAAGCCAUCAUGAUAUUAAGCCUAAUGGACCUUCAGCUGUAGCUUUAGACUUUACAUUCCAUCAAGCUAACAUCUUGUUUGGUAUUCCUGAACAUGCUGAUUCAUUUGCAUUAAAAACAACGGUUGGAAAUGGAGAUCCUUAUCGUUUAUAUAAUCUUGAUGUCUUUGAGUACGAAUUAAAUAGCAGAAUGGCACUUUAUGGCUCAAUUCCUGUUGUUUAUGGACAUGGACAUAAAUCAACAAGUGGAAUAUAUUGGCAAAAUGCUGCAGAAACAUGGGUUGACAUUGCAGGAACAGCAAGUGAACAAAAUGUCAUGGAAUCGAUUGUAAGUUUCGUAGCUGGAUCUCGUCAACAAGAUGCACCGUCUGCACAUUUCAUUUCCGAGUCUGGAAUUAUUGAUGUUUUUGUAGUUCUUGGCCCAUCACCAAAUGAUGCAUUUAAACAAUAUACAGCAUUAACAGGAAGUGGAAAUUUACCACAAAUGUUUGCUAUUGGAUAUCAUCAAUGCCGUUGGAAUUAUAAUGAUCAACAAGAUGUAAUGCAAGUAGCAACUAAAUUCGAUGAACAUGAUAUUCCAAUGGAUACAAUGUGGCUGGAUAUUGAGUACACAGAUAGUAAGAAGUAUUUCACAUGGGAUCAUCAAAAGUUCCCAAAUGCAGUUGAAAUGAUGAAGAAUCUUACAAAUAUGGGACGUCACUUGACAUUCAUUAUUGAUCCACAUAUUAAGCGCGAUUCUGGAUACUUUUUCCAUAAUGAUUGCACUGAUCGUGGCUAUUAUAUUAAGAACAAAGAUGGUAAGGAUUAUGAGGGAUGGUGUUGGCCUGGAAGUGCUAGUUAUCCAGACUUUUUUGAUCCAGAAAUCAGAAAGUAUUAUGCUGAUCAAUAUUUAUUGGAGAAUUUCAAGGAAAAUUCACGUGAUACUGGAAUUUGGAAUGACAUGAAUGAACCAUCUGUAUUUAAUGGACCAGAAAUUACAAUGCCCAAAGAUAAUCUUCAUUAUGGAGGCUGGGAGCAUCGUGAUGUACACAAUCUUUAUGGUCAAAUGCAACUUGUUGGAACUUUUGAUGGAUUAUUAAGACGUGCUGAGAAUGAAUUACGUCCAUUUAUUCUUACUCGUGCUCACUUUUCUGGAACUCAACGAUAUGCUGCUGUUUGGACUGGAGAUAAUGCUGCAGAAUGGGGACAUUUAGAGGCAUCAAUUCCUAUGUGCUUAUCACUUUCGGUUGCUGGAAUUUCAUUUUGUGGAGCUGACAUUGGUGGAUUCUUUGGAAAUCCAGAGACUGAAUUGCUUUAUAGAUGGUACCAAACUGGAGCUUUUAUUCCAUUUUUCCGUGCUCAUGCUCAUAUUGAUACAAAGAGACGUGAACCAUGGUUAUACCCAGAUGAUGUUAAAUUAAUUAUUAGAGAUGCAAUUAGAAAACGAUACUCGUUCCUGCCACUUUGGUAUACAAUGUUUUAUGAACAUGAACGUAGUGGAUUGCCUAUUAUGAGACCACUUUUAUCUCAAUAUCCACUUGAUAAGAAUGCUUAUAAUAUUGAUAAUCAAUUCAUGUUAAGUGAUAAGUUGUUGAUUCGUCCUGUUAUGCAAAAAGGAGCUUCAAAAGUUGAUGUUUAUUUCCCAUCACGCAAUGGUGACAAACAAGCUGAUAUUUGGUAUGAUAUUGAUGACUACCGUAAAAUUGAACGCGUUGGUGUUGAGUCAGUUACAGUUAAUACUUAUAAGGUUCCUGUCUAUCAACGUGGAGGCACAAUUAUUCCGAGAAAAAUGAGAAUUCGUCGUUCUGCUAUUUUGAUGGAAAAUGAUCCAAUUACUUUGAUUGUUGCUGUUGAUUCCGAUAAACGUGCUAAGGGAACAUUGUACAUUGAUGAUGAAAAGAGCUUUGCUUAUCGUCAAGGCAAAUAUCUGUACAUAGAGUUCGAAUUCAUAGAUGGUGUUUUAUCAAGCCAAUUGAUUGACGAAACAGCAUCUUACACAACCAAAGUAUGGCUUGAACGUGUGAUUAUCGUAGGACUUGACAAAGUUCCAUCAAGUGCCACACUUAGAGCAUCUAAUAAUCAAGCUACACAAGUCGAUAUUAUCGACGCUUCAAAGACUGCAUUCACAAUUCGUAAACCAGGCGUUAGUUUGAUGGAACCAACAUGGUCGAUAACGCUUAACUAUUAAUUAAAGACACGUAAAAAUAUAGAUUCUGUAUUCAAAUUUAACUAUUUAGCUCAAGAUUCAUGAGGAAACUUAGAACAGCUCUUAGAUAAACAAAACUUUUAUAAAAUGAGAAAUUAAGCAUAAUUGAAUUAAGGAUAGACAAAAAAUUUAAAGCUUCAUCCAUCAAAAACAAAUUUUAAUUUUAAAUCUGCAUAACAAAGUAAAUUGUGAAUUGUAAUGUUAAAUGUGAAUCUGUGGUUUAAAGCUAUAAAAAAUGCAGCAAAGUUUAAAAAGUUUCUGUCAAAAAAUGUUCACAGUUUGAUUUAAUUUGAGGUAAAAUACAAUUGUAUUUUGUUCAUAGGCAUUAAAAUAAAUAAAUAAAAAUUACUGAU